Molecule: messenger RNA, 1572 nt
Organism: Camelina sativa (false flax)
Lineage: Eukaryota; Viridiplantae; Streptophyta; Magnoliopsida; Brassicales; Brassicaceae
Product: protein HAIKU1-like
Source: RefSeq, a predicted model, not a curated record
AAAGAUUGUUGUUUAUGAGUUCUCUGUCAAAAAAUUGAUGAAAAAAAAGAGGCAUCUUGACGAAGACCUUGUACAAGAUCAUUUUUGUAUGAAUAGAUUAUGUGUGAACUCAACUAACAAAGUGGGGUGGUGGCGCAGUUGGCUAGCGCGUAGGUCUCAUAGCUACUGAGUGAUCCUGAGGUCGAGAGUUCGAGCCUCUCUCACCCCAUUUCUUUUACUUUUUAUGAACCAUUUCACUAAAAGCUCCAUUUGAUCAAAAAUAAAAAAUUAGAGCUUUUUCUUCAAUUCGUUUCUCUCUUUCUCUCUACACUGAGUUUAACUGAGCGAUUUGACCUAAAAAUCAGAUCUUUAUCAUUCGAUUUUUCCUCUGUUGAAAAAGGCGUGUAUUUGAUUGUUAGUGCGUUCGAUUAUAGAUGCUUCUGAGUUGGGGAACGCUUGCUGAUUCGGUUUUAGUUUUGCAUAUUUGGAUAAAGGGUGAUCUUUAGAUUCACUAGUUUAAGAUUCAAAGCUGUGAAAGAGUGAGUCUUUAGCUGAUUCAGACAUUGUGGUUUUAGAUCAGAAUUUGUGAGUUUUAUUUAGUCUGUUUGUGAGAUGGAUAGGUCUUGGAAUAGUGAUCAGUUAGGUGUGAAUAAGAUUGGGCAGAACAUAAAGAAGACUCCUUUACACCAACCCGAUUUCUCAUAUGGUAUUGGUAUCGCUUCGGCAAGGUCUCAACAACCGCAACCACAAGUUUAUAACAUAGUUGGUGAGAAUGGCUUUAGAAGUUUACCUCAGCCUCCUCAGAAUCCACUAAAGCCUCAGCAGAAGAAGAUUAGACCAGCGGCUCAAACACAGAUAAAUUGGCCCCGUGAUCCUCAUCCUUCUCGUGUUGUGGCACAACCAACUCAUGAGCUAGUUGUGAGACCACCACCAAUGCAACCUUAUAUGCAUCAGGGUUCACAACCAAUGACGGGUCAUGAAGAACAAUUGUUUUCCAAUACAGCUGAGUCCCCUGUCUCAGUGUAUAUGCGUUGUCUUCAAAGCUCACUAGGAGAUUCAGGACCUAAUGGAAACCAAAUGCAGUCAUCUCAUGAGUACCAUCAACCACCACAAACGCAUAUUCAUCACUCGCCACGGUUCAGUGGUGCUGCACGCGACAAGCCCAUUUUGCCUACUCCUCCUAGGUUCAACUGUCAGCAACAACAGAUAUAUAAUAAUAGUCUUCACACUCCAAGUCCAAGGUUCAACGGUCGUGGGAUAUUACCCACUCCUACAAGAGGCUCAACAUUCUCAUCCAUGGGUCAACUUGGAAUUCUUGGUCCGGGCUCUCUUCCUCAGCAUCCUGCAUCUUCUGGUCUUGUGUUCCCAUCAUCACCGUAUGGGCUUUUCCCAAACUCUAGUCCAAGAUAUAGAUAACUCUUAUUCAUUCUACUCUUUAGGUUAGUAGUGUCUUUGUACUAUGAAAAGGGUUGAAAUGACUAGAAAAUGGAACUUCAAUCAACUCGUUUUCGUCCUUAUUGUACACCAAUCCUCUUCUGCUUCACUACGACAUUGUACCACUACGUAGACUGUUAUGAGCCAAAGCCUUAGCCU